Anopheles merus is the source of this 435-nucleotide messenger RNA. RefSeq lists its product as uncharacterized. Gene Ontology annotation, cellular component: neuron projection membrane. NCBI's taxonomy places the organism in Eukaryota, Metazoa, Arthropoda, Insecta, Diptera, Culicidae. Gene Ontology annotation, biological process: synapse organization. The coding region runs from base 76 to 435 and encodes 119 amino acids. The transcript is spliced from 2 exons. The record is from RefSeq and is a predicted model, not a curated record.
GAAGUAGCCAUCGUAGACGAAGAAGAUGUGCCAUUAUACGAUAAGUACUACGAAGUUGGAUCGACGAUAAAACUGAUGUGCAAAAUUCGACACAUCUCGAUGUUACGGUCUGUCGUUUAUUGGAUACACAACGAAAACACUCUUAAUCAUGAUACAACACGAGGUGGUAUCAGUGUUAAGACCAAUUUAACGGAUAUUGGAGCCAAUUCGACACUUUUUGUAGCUAAAGUUAAGCGACAGGACUCUGGCACCUAUAUGUGUUCCAUUGGACCGAACCAACAUUAUUCUAUUUCAGUGCAUGUGCUCAACGGUAAGUAUUCACUGGAUUAUUCUUUACAUAUCUUACCAUUGCGGAGGAUUUACUUCCUUCACAGACAUUGGACCCUACCCAAGCGAUUGAAAACGCUGAAAAGUAGCGAGAAGAGUAGCUCGUGA